GUAGAAGGACGAAAUUAAAGGUCAGAAGAGACUGUUAAUGUAACCAUAAAGAUUUGAGUUCUACUGUACGCAAACACUCCUCUUCCUUGCUGCUAAUCCGCCAGGUAAACAAGCGUUGAGCAUAUACUCUGUUGAGCUGAGAAAACUCACUUUUCUCUAUCUCUUUUGUACAGUAUAAUGUGCUCACUGAUCAACCACACCCACACAUUCUGGUCUUUACUGGUAAUCUAUCUAGUCAGUAAAGGGUAAACAGUUUGCACUGUAGUACUGUAGAAGAACUAGGUAGGAGGAUCAUUGUUACCUCAACUCACUGAAGAGAAACUGAAGUGGAGAGACUUACAGUACCGCAGCACUGAACAGACGCACAUAACAAGAAUCUGUUUUCUACAAGUAUCCACCAGUUAGAGGAGAAUAUCAAUAUUAAAAUAUACAGUGAAAAAAUGGCUUCCUGCAGUAGUCUCCUGACUGAAGAGCAAUUCCUGUGUUCUAUCUGUCUGGAUGUGUUCACUGAUCCUGUCUCUACUCCAUGUGGACACAACUUCUGCAAGGCCUGUAUCACUAAGUACUGGGACAGCUGUGACCUGUGUCAAUGUCCCAUGUGUAAGGAGAAGUUCUAUAGGAGACCUGAGCUUCGUGUCAACACUUUCAUCUCUGAGAUGGCUGCUAAGUUCAUAAAGUCAGUGAAAGGUAAACCCAACAGCCAAUACCUACGACCAGCCAGAUCUGGAGAAGUGUCAUGUGACAUCUGUACAAGUACCAAGCUCAAGGCCCUGAAGUCCUGUCUGGUGUGUCUGGUCUCUUACUGUGAGACUCACCUGGAGCCUCAUCAGAGAAUUGCAGCCUUGACAAAACACAAACUGGUCGACCCUGUGGAGAAUCUGGAGGACAGGAUGUGUCAGGAGCAUGAGAGACCCCUGGAGCUGUUCUGUAGGACUGACCAGGUCUGCUCGCAGCGGCUCCCUGCCGCACCCAACGGAGACAUCGUCUCGACAUCCGAGCAGGGAGCAGCAAACGCAUUCCCCCUACGAAGCAAUUCCCAGGUCAACAACGCCGGUGUGCACUCUUCCUUUACCAAGGAGGAGGACAAGGUGAAGGGCAAGAAGAAGAAGAAGAGACAGACCAAGGCUGACAUCGGCACACCAAGCAACUUCCAGCACAUUGGACAUGUAGGCUGGGACCCCAACAUAGGAUUUGAUUUGAACAACCUGGACCCAGAGCUGAAGAACCUGUUUGACAUGUGUGGCAUCUCGGAGGCCCAGCUGAAGGACAAGGAGACAUCCAAGGUCAUCUACGACUUCAUUGAGAAGAAGGGAGGAGUGGAGGCCGUCAAGAACGAACUCCGGAGACAAGCCCCCCCACCCCCGCCCUCCAGAUAUGGUGCUCCGCCCCCGUCCCCCCACCACGGCUCAGCCCCCCCACCCCCGCCCUCCAGAGGUGGUCCUCUGCCCCACCACCACGGCUCAGCCCCACCUCCGCCUCCCCCUGCCUGGGGCCGAAGGGCCCAUCCACCCCCUCCACCGUCAUAGAAUGUGUGAGUGUCUGUUUGUAUGUGUGUGUGUGUGUGUGUGUGUGUGCGUGAGGGGGGAGGGAUGAUAUGAAGAAGUCAAAUGAAAGGUGCCAUUUUCAUGCACCUAGCCACAGUGGAACAAAUGCUAUUUGUCUGUGUAAAAUAUUAAUUAUGAUUGUUCACCAACUGGGUGUAAUAGUUGAAACUUUUUAAAAAUUAAAGGAAUAGCUAGCAACAACUAUUCCUCUAUUGUACAACCUGAAAGAAAGAUAACACUUCAAUUAAGACAACAUUUUAAAUACAUUUGUUUUCAUUUAUAAGAAUGUGGAUGUUAAGAACGAACUCCGGAUAGACGAUGCGUCAUUAGAACCUCUAAAUUCAGUCUUGCCCCCAGAUUCCAGAGUCACUUCGCUGUGGACCUUGCCACUGUCAGUAAUGCAUAUAUGAAUAGACACAUUUAAGGGAAUCUUCAAUAAAACAGUGCCCCCCCUUGUAAUCACAACAGAGAGCAGCCUGUAGAAGUCAACUAGCCAGAUCAUGGUAACACUACACUUGUUGAAAGACAAUUUUUACAUACAAGUAUAUUUUGAAUCCUGGCACAAUCAUAGUAAUAGACUGAACCCACAAAAUGUGUGCUUUUCCUUGUAACUCCAUAGUUGAAAAUGUCAGACUUUCAAAGAUUUGUUCAAACUGUAGAACUAGAGACUUUGUCUCUUAAAAGCAGCGGAGAUAUGAGGAAAUAUAUAGUGUGCAAUUGUUUAGAUGUGAAUUAUUCUCGACCAUGUUAGUGGAUCUGAUGUUCGUUCACUUUUAUGUCCAUUGCAGGUGUGGAAGAAAUUGGGAUUUCCUGUGUGCUUACAUUAUUCACAAAUCAAUAAAACUAGUCAUUGGAUACAAGUUAGUAUGUUCUUAUGUAAGCUUUCUACAAAUAAGAGUAGAUUCUUUCUAUGUGUCAGGGUUGAUAGAUGUUCGGGGUCAGGAGAAAGUACUGGCUAAACGUCCCUUGUCAUGACUACCAGAAGAGCUCCAACUUUGAUCUCUCUAGUCUGAGAGUGGUCAUGAAUUCAGGAACAUGAGAGGUGCAAUGACCACUAAGGUUUUUCUAGUGCAUCAUAAAUGGUGGAGCUAGUUCUGGCAUGGCAUUCAGACUGUGCGUCAUGUCAUCAGCUGAUGUCACUCACACAAUCACCUGCAGGUGUGUUAAUUGAAGGUUUCUACCUUCCCCCUAAUGCUGGGUACACACCACAAGAUAAUCGGGCUGAUUUGAACCGAUUUCCCCCUUCCGACAAUCCUAUGUUAUGUCACGCCAAUCCUAGGUAAUGUCCCGAUUAUCUAAAUAAAAAAUGUCUUCAGAUUUUCCCUUGGUGUGAGGUGUGUUAAGAGUGAACGAACUUGCUCGGAAGAAUCGUAAAUAUUCAGUAUUUACGAUCAGAAAUCCUGAUGUGUGGGGGGAACCCCGAGGACAAACACCCACAUAUUUUUUUGUUUGUGGUCUCUCACAUUUGAAAAUCUUAAAAGAUUUUAAAAUCCUUUAGUGAGUACCCAGCAUUAGACGACUUGAAUACUGCAUACCUUCACAGACCCAGACACACAUGCUCACACAUCAUGUGUUACUGUGUACCUGCAUAUUUUGCUGUUGCUGCCACCCUCCACCAUCCCCAGCUUCUCCAUACUGUCUUCCGGAUCAUCACUACAGGAUGUUGUUAAUGCUCUGUGAAGCCUGUUGACUUUGUUUGUUAAAAAGUCUAAACCUUAAGUUUGAUGUGCUAAGAUUGUGCUAUGCUAGCUGCUCCAAGGCAGAACGUUCAGAUCAGUGAAGAGUAUCUUGACUGAAAUGUAGAUAACAUACACAUGCUCACUCUGCACACACGCAUAAACACAUCUUACACACACUUAUGUUCACUUCCAUUCACCACUGUCUCUCUCUGUCUUAACUUUUUAUUG
This is a messenger RNA of Hypomesus transpacificus, 3451 nucleotides long. It is a transcript of the gene waslb, whose product is annotated as WASP like actin nucleation promoting factor b. NCBI's taxonomy places the organism in Eukaryota, Metazoa, Chordata, Actinopteri, Osmeriformes, Osmeridae. Gene Ontology annotation, biological process: actin filament organization. The transcript has 6 exons. The coding region runs from base 441 to 1526 and encodes 361 amino acids. The record is from RefSeq and is a predicted model, not a curated record.